Gastrolobium bilobum is the source of this 1713-nucleotide messenger RNA. Its product is annotated as protein ZINC INDUCED FACILITATOR 1-like. Gene Ontology annotation, molecular function: solute:potassium antiporter activity. Gene Ontology annotation, cellular component: plant-type vacuole membrane; plasma membrane. The record is from RefSeq and is a predicted model, not a curated record. The transcript is spliced from 17 exons. Gene Ontology annotation, biological process: transmembrane transport; regulation of stomatal closure. NCBI's taxonomy places the organism in Eukaryota, Viridiplantae, Streptophyta, Magnoliopsida, Fabales, Fabaceae. The coding region runs from base 31 to 1473 and encodes 480 amino acids.
UGAAACAAGAAGUGAAGUUCUCUUUCAAACAUGGAAGCGGAGAAUAUUGAACAACCUUUGUUGAAGAAAAAGUAUUAUGAGAACUGCCCAGGUUGUAAGGUGGAUCAAGCAAAAGAGCUGAAAAGUGAUGUUUCCAUUCUAAAUCUUUCUUAUAUUUGGAUGGCAGUGUUAUGUGGCUCGUUGCCUGUAUCAUCACUCUUUCCCUUCGUUUAUUUCAUGGUAAAGGAUUUUAAUGUUGCAGAAAAAGAGGAAGAUAUCAGUGCGUAUGCUGGUUAUGUGGGAUCUGCAUACAUGCUUGGCAGAACUUUAACAUCUAUAAUGUGGGGAGUAAUAUCAGAUCGCUAUGGUAGAAAACCAGUUAUAAUUAUAGGGCUUAUCACGAUUGUCAUUUUCAACACACUAUUUGGUCUUAGCACAAAUCUAUGGAUGGCUAUUAGCAUGAGAUUUCUUCUUGGAAGUUUAAAUGGUUUGUUUGGCCCAAUAAAGGCCUAUGCUACUGAAAUUUGUAGAGAAGAGCACCAAGCUCAAGGACUCUCAACUGUUGUUGCAGCUUGGGGAGUAGGUUUAGUCAUUGGGCCAGCAUUGGGAGGUUAUUUGGCUCAGCCAACAUUGAAAUACCCAAAUCUAUUUCCAAAAGAUUCCUUUUGGGAUAAGUUUCCAUAUUUCUUGCCCUGCUUUAUAAUAUCAGCUUUUGCAUUUGCAGUAGCAAUUGCUUGCAUUUGGCUUCCGGAGACACUUCACAACCACAAUGGUAAAAAUAAGUCCAUUGAUAACGCGGGAGCUUCAGAAAAUGGAAGAAGUGGGGCUGACAAAGGCAAGAUGAUCCAAAAAGAUGAAAACAUUCUCCUAAAUUGGCCCUUAAUGUCAUCUAUCAUUGUUUACUGUAUUACCUCACUUCAUGAUAUUACUUAUCAAGAGGUUUUCUCAUUAUGGGCUGUUAGUCCUCGAAGGUUGGGUGGAUUGAACUUUUCAACUGAUGAUGUUGGUAAUGUUCUUGCUAUAUCAGGUCUUGCUAUUAUAAUCUACCAGGUUACCCUGUACCAAUCAGUGCAAAAAGCUUUUGGACCUGUUAGCAUUGCUCGCUUCUCUGGGGUAUUAUCCAUACCCCUCUUGCAAAGUUACCCCUUCAUUGCAAUGUUGUCAGGCUUCACACUUUACCUAGUGAUAAAUAUUGCUUCUAUAUUCAAGAAUCUUCUGACUGAGACAAUUGCAACUGGUUUAUUCCUUCUGCAAAAUAGAGCUGUGGAACAACAUCAAAGAGGGGCUGCUAAUGGUAUUGCUAUGAUGGGUAUGUCAGCAUUCAAAACAAUUGGUCCAGCUGGAGGUGGUGCAAUAUUAACUUGGUGUCAAAAGCGGAUAAAUGCUUCUUUCCUCCCAGGCACCCAUAUGGUCUUCCUUGUACUGAAUGUUGUUGAAGGACUAGCAGUAUUGUUGAUGUUCAAACCAUUCUUACCCUCGGAGCAGUUACUCUGAUAGAAAUAAAUUUUGCAUAAGGGUAAAGCAUUUCGGGGUUAUCUAAUACAUUAGUUUUGAACUAGUGAAAUUGAAAUAUUUUUAUGGAUGAUUCUGUGUUGGACAUUUACAUGACGCGAGUUUUGAAUUCCAUUAUUGAUAUUUUAGAAGGGGUCAAUCUGUAUCUGACAGAAUUAGUUUAAGAUUUGACUUAUAUGAUUGAGCUUGAAAUAUGUAAUUUUAUUUGAAUUUUUAAUAUGC